This is a messenger RNA of Ilyonectria robusta, 898 nucleotides long. RefSeq lists its product as uncharacterized. The annotation marks the transcript as partial. The transcript has a single exon. The record is from RefSeq and is a predicted model, not a curated record. Lineage: Eukaryota; Fungi; Ascomycota; Sordariomycetes; Hypocreales; Nectriaceae.
GGCUGUUGCCAGUCCCGGCCAAGCUGUGUUGUAUUCUGGGGAAGCUAUCUGAAGCUUGAGAGUGAGGGCUUGAACGUUGUCGCAGCCCGAUGGUAUAAAGAGGCCUUGUUCUCCUCGUCCUGGGAGUAAGUGCCUGUCCUCACUCACUCGACUCUCAUUCCAGUCUACUUCUUCCUCUCUACUUCUUCAUUCAAAGACUCUUCCACCUAUCCCCCUAAUACACACAUCACAUCCGUCAAGAUGCAGUCCAAGAUGCUCCUGGCUACCCUCCUGGCCACCGUCGCCUCAGCCGACAACUUCAUGGCCCACCCCAACAUGUAGCGCGAUAUCGAGGCUCGCGCCACGGCCACGGCCACCGGUAUCCUCUCCGAUGAGUGCCAGAGCGCCAUACUCGACGUCUACAGCGACGUGCCAACCCCCCCCGCGGCCAUCGUCUCCGACCUCCUCGAGAACCCCCAGACCGACCCGUGCAGCCUCUACACGUCCGCCAGCCUCAGCAAGGAAUACGCCAGCUUCAGUUCUGAGGUCGUGUCCUGGUACGACGACAGCAAGGACGCUCUCUCCUCCGCCCUGUCCGAGUGCCCGGCCCUCAGCUCGUACGCCACCGGCAUCAACGUCUGUGAGACCGGCAGUGGCUCCGGCUCCGGCUCUGAUGCCACUGCCACUGGCACCAGCGGCUCCGACAGCGCCUCGUCCACCUCCGAGAGCAACUCCGACACCACCGGUGCUGCCUCGCACCAGUCCGGCAUGGCCAUGGCUGCCGUGGCCGUUGCCGGCUUUGUCGUUGCCAUCCUGUAAAGGCCUAGUUACCUGUACAAAAAUGAAGCUGAGAAUUAUGUUUCACCGUUUGUGGCACCAGCCGUCGAGCCGACUCCUUCGGAGUGCCAUCAGAUCUGGG